Molecule: messenger RNA, 1095 nt
Organism: Babesia microti strain RI
Lineage: Eukaryota; Apicomplexa; Aconoidasida; Piroplasmida; Babesiidae
Product: RNA methyltransferase, putative
Exons: 7
Coding region: 1-1095 (364 amino acids)
Source: RefSeq, a predicted model, not a curated record
AUGGAAUCGCCCGAUAGUAAUAAACGCAACCGAACUGACGGCUAUGAUUUGAUAAAGUCACUAAAACACAUUCCCCAAAGGAUACCUUUCCUAGGUAAACCAACCAGCUCCACUGUUUCAAUCGCCAUUCCAAUUUCAAUUCUGGCCAACUGUCAGACAGAGGAGUUGAGGGCAUAUGUCGUCGGUAAUAUAGCACGAACGUGUGCAAUAUUUGGAAUCGCAGAAAUUGUGCUAUUUAAUGACUUUGAAUCUCUGAGCGAGAAUGAGUUGAAACGAUACAAAAAUAAACCACAUAUGCAACCUCAUAGCCUCAUGAAUUAUUUCACACUCAUAUUGGAAUAUUUGGAAACACCACAGUAUUUACGCCGCAGUAUAUUUGAUUACGAAAAGGAUCUUAAAUUUGCCGGGUUACUAAAUCCCUUAGACGCCCCUCAUCACAUGCGAGCUAAUGAAUGGUUGCCUUUCAGGCAAGGAAUUUUGCUACCUGGAUAUAGUAUGGAAGGUGGGUCUGUUGAUUGUGGCUUACCCGUUCCAGUCUUAGUGGAUAAUGUUAAAGAUUAUUUUAAUGUAAAAUUGUCACGAAAAGAGAAGAAAAAAGUUAAUAUUGAAAAUGUAAAAGGGGGGCAAGUUAUCGAAGACCAUAAGUCCAAUCGAGUUACCGUGCAAUUGGAUAUAAAAUCGCUAUCAUUGUGCGCUAAACUCAAAUAUACGGAUGGACAAUGUCAAGAAGAGGUACAAUUUAGCGGUAAAAUUGUUCCAAAUUCACUUCCUACAACAUUAAUGGGGUUAUAUUGGGGUUAUACCGUUAGACAAUGUCAAACCUUUGAAGAAAUAUUCACUAGUGUGAACUAUGAAUAUGACUUGGUAAUCGGUACUUCAGAGCAUGGAGAAGUAAUAAGCGGACAGUUUAAACUGCCGAAAUUUGAACACUUGUUGAUUGUAUUUGGGGGGCUGAAAGGGUUGGAAGUUGUUAUUGAUAAACCGGAAAAAAAGUUUAAGUACUAUAUAAAUAUAUGUGAACACCAGCAUUCCAGAACCAUUAGGACUGAGGAGGCGAUAAUGAUUUGCCUCGCCAGGCUUUAUCCAUUUGUUUAA